CUGGGACUUGACUGGCCUCGACAUUCAGAAGGGGCCUGCCGAGCGCUUUCCUGUAAGCUUUUGCAUACCUCGCCUUCCAUUUGCAUAGCUGCACUCGCAUAUUCGAUUUUGGUCAUAUCAUGGUUUCCUGCCGCCAUGCCUCGCCAGCCAUCAGAGUCGCAGCACACAGCCAGCAGCCUUCACAGCGCGUCCCUGGACCAGCAGCUAAAGCAUCAACAGGAAGCCCCCCCUCCCCAAGCCCCUCCACCGACCGCCGACGAGGCUUCCAUGGUCCAGCACUACCUCGCAGUACGCGACCGCAUACACGAAGGACCCUUCUACACCAUUCUGAACGAUGGCAUGAAAAACGGCCUCAAGAGAAAGGCCAACGAGCAUGCGCCUACCGAAACCUCGCUAUUCAAUCCCUUCACCGAUAACCAGACAUUCUCCGCAAAAUACUUGAAGGUACGGAGACGACUGCCGACGCUGGACGCCCGCCCAUAUGUCACCGACCUUUUUCCCACAGAGCUGCGCUCAAUCUUAGAUGGCGCCAGAGGCGACGGAAACCCCUCAAGGAAACGCAGAACCCUCGGCGUCACCAAAGUCAAUGCCGUGUCCCAGAUCGAGCGCUUAAUCAAGUCGGAACAGAACCGCACCAUCGAGGCAGAAGCGCGUGCCGACGAGGACCCAGACGAAGACGCUGAUGAGGAAGAAUUAGAGGCCGACGACGAUAAGCCAGACGCUGUAGACGAGGAGGACAACUGGUCUGCCGCAUCUACCGAUUCCGAGGAGUCAGAUGACGACUACAACGCCGAGCAAUACUUCGAUAACGGCGAGGACGACGACAUCGAUGAUGUGGACCCCUAUGAGAACACAUACGAGUAGAUUUGGGCAUUGGGCAGGCGUUUAUGUGGACAUUGCAUUGCAUCAACAACGGCUGGCGUUCGGCUGAGUAGAUACCCAAUUUUUAUUCUUACCAAGUCAAAAGAUACGUAGUAACAAAUCUUCCACGCACUCUAUGUGGAUGAUUCGAAAAAUAGGCCUGGAUGGCUUCAGUGACCUAUCAGCUACCAAACAAUAAGCGUAAAUACGCUCAAGUCCCUGGCUUCACUAUGCCACAGACAUGGAUGCUUACUGAGUGCACCGGAUGAUGUCUGGUACGCCUAGCACCGCAACCAUGGGUAAGCUGUCAAAUUCUCGCCACACGACUCAACGCUGUAGGAGAGUAAUAUUCAAGUCUACACACUACUGCGAAUUUCUUCCUUCCUACAACUCCAAAUCGACUGCCUGCCAAAUUCACCAAGUUCACCGCCAUUUACCGCCAUCGUACCUAUCAAGCAACCAACCAUGUCCUGUUCACACCCUU
Cucurbitaria berberidis CBS 394.84 is the source of this 1345-nucleotide messenger RNA. RefSeq lists its product as uncharacterized. The record is from RefSeq and is a predicted model, not a curated record. The coding region runs from base 136 to 864 and encodes 242 amino acids. Gene Ontology annotation, biological process: transcription by RNA polymerase III. Lineage: Eukaryota; Fungi; Ascomycota; Dothideomycetes; Pleosporales; Cucurbitariaceae. The transcript has 2 exons.